GGCGCCUCCCCGCUCCUCGCCGCCCGCCGCAGCCACCGCUCCUCCUCAGCGCCCGCAGCUGCCGCCGGCGGCCGCCCCGCUCCAUGGAGACCCCCAGCCCCUGCAUUGUGAUUGGUGAUGAUGAACAAGGUUAUGACCUGGACUUGUUUUGCAUACCUAAACAUUAUGCAGAUGAUUUGGAAAAAGUCUAUAUUCCUCAUGGGCUCAUCAUGGACAGGACAGAGAGACUGGCACGAGAAAUUAUGAAGGGCAUGGGAGGACACCACAUUGUAGCACUCUGUGUACUCAAGGGUGGCUAUAAAUUUUUUGCUGAUUUAUUAGACUACAUCAAAGCACUGAACAGAAACAGUGACAAAUCAAUCCCCAUGACUGUUGACUUCAUUAGGUUGAAGAGUUAUUGUAAUGAUCAGUCCACUGGAGAUAUAAAAGUCAUUGGCGGGGAUGACCUCUCAACCUUGACUGGGAAGAAUGUUUUGAUUGUAGAAGAUAUAAUUGAUACUGGUAAAACAAUGAAAACAUUGCUGUCUCUACUUAAGCAGUACAACCCAAAGAUGGUGAAAGUAGCCAGUUUGUUGGUAAAAAGAACCCCUCGAAGUGUGGGAUAUCGACCAGACUUUGUUGGAUUUGAAGUGCCAGACAAAUUUGUUGUGGGAUACGCCCUAGAUUACAAUGAAUACUUCAGAGAUUUGAAUCAUAUCUGUGUGAUCAGCGAGACGGGGAAGCAGAAGUACAAAGCAUGAAAGCACAGCUCAAGUGCUAUGACAACAGAGCUUUGAAAUGUUUUGUUUACUGAGUCCUAUCUUUCACAGCCUUCAACUCUGGAACACCAGCUAAAAUUGUAGAAUGCCCCAGCCCCAUCCUCAUAUGCUUACUAUAAUUUAUUGCAUGUACAAUAUAAGAUCUUGUCUUGUUCAUUUAUAUUUUAGAAAUGUAAACAGCUAGUGCAAUUCUGCACUCCUUAUUUUGAUUUGCACUAUGACUCUGCUGACUAUUGCUGCCCCUGGUUGGGUUGUGCUGUUUGUAAGCUCCAGAGUUUAACUCCUGCAGUGGUAAAUUGCUUAAACCUCAUCAACCCAGAACUUAAAUAGUUUAAGUACUGUAAAUGUAAAACAUUUUAUGAUAGGGAAGUCUAUUAGUAAUAUUUUAAAAUCUGUAAUUUAAGUUUUAUAUUUUAAUGCAUAAAUGUGAUUGUGAUUAAUGGAUAGUUGCACCUUUGGGUGUUAUAAAGCAUGAGAAGCAGCCAGUUACAGUAUCUGUAAUCUCCCAGGAGCUCAUGCAGAUCUCCUGGAGUUGCCUUAUUGCUGUAAGGGAAGUCUGGGUGAAAAAUGUCUUUCUGUUAUUUUUUUUUUUUUUUUUUUUAAUGAGAUGGAGUGACAGAACAAUGUUUAAAAUCUAGUUUUAGUUGAGCUGCCUGUUUCAGUUAGAUUAUAGAUUAUAUUUUUUCUUCAAAAAUAUUCAUCAGUCAGUGGAAUUGCCUUUUAAAUUUAAACAAUUUUAAUAUAUUUGUGAAAAAGUAUUGUAAUGUUUACUUUAUAAGAUCUACAAAACAAAGUACUUUAAAUAAAGGCUGUCUCUUUAAAAUAAGCCCCAUACAUCUAUGCCACUUCUUCUAUAUAUUGAGAUGCUCUUGAAAUUUUCUUCUCAGUAAUAUUUUUCAGAAGUGUUUCUGGCAGUGGAGGCAGACUCUGCAUUUGUCUUGCUAGAGCUUUGGGUUAACAUGAUCCUGUCUACAAGAGAGGUGAUAAAGUGCUGAGGGAAGAUACUGAAACACUUGAUUAUUCUACAACCAAAGGAGACUUCAGAGAAAAUGGUUUAAGCACUCCCCUUAGUUCUGUUUUUGGCAAAAAUUAAGAGUGGAGAUUAUGUGGGGGAAAAAAAAGUGGGAAAAAUCCACAAUCAUUGUGUAAAUAACCAUUUGAGUUUGUUUCUUUAAACAUGGCAGUCCAGCUGGGGCCUGUGCUGUGCUUUUCUGUCCCUCAGCUUACACCAUUCUGGGACUUCUGCACAUGGGCUCUUCCACUGCAUGCUCACAAUUAACACUGGUCAGUGCUUGAUACUUAAUGAAGGUUUUGCCAGCCUGUUUUGAAAGGGCUUUUUGUGGGUUUUUUUGAAGUUUAAGUUGUGUGUCUGUGCUGUGUCAAGUACUGCACAUCAUUGUCCAUCUGUGGUGUCUUCAGUUACAGCUCUAGUAGUAGCAGACCUAAAAUAUGAAUAAUUUACACAACGUAGUUUAGAUCAAAUGGCCACAGGGUGUAGGAGAUCUAUUUGUAAAUCAAAAUUUUCAUUAUCAAAUAUUAGAAUCCUGCUCAUGAUUAAACUAUACUUCUGCAAUGUUACAGUUAAUGUUCAAAAGAGCUUUUUUUUUUUCCUAACAGAUUGUAUUUCUUGAUGUCCUAAAUAAUGUUUGUGUAUGUGCCUUAUUGAGAACCUGUGCUGUCCCUGGGAUGACUUGUUGCAGGAAACAUGAUGCACCUCCAAGAAGAAGAAACACAAAAGCAACAUAGAAAAUAUGAACCCACUGGAGAAUUAUUACAUCUGUUCAAGUUUUCAUUAGUUCUGGUUGAACUUAACAUCUAAUCUUAAAAAGUGGUGUUUUCUCCAACCAUCUUAAUGGUUCCUACUAUAGAGUGUUUAAAAAUAAAUUAAUGGCAUCUACAGAUUGCACUGGAUGUGUGGCUUAAAAGUACCUAUUUAUUCAUUAAAAGAGUGAGAAUUGAUGAUGAGUGAGAAUCUGAUGAUAUCUUUUAGUACUAAACCCUUAAAUUAUUUUGUCCU
Messenger RNA from Calypte anna (Anna's hummingbird), 2775 nucleotides. It is a transcript of the gene HPRT1, whose product is annotated as hypoxanthine phosphoribosyltransferase 1. Gene Ontology annotation, molecular function: magnesium ion binding; hypoxanthine phosphoribosyltransferase activity. The record is from RefSeq and is a predicted model, not a curated record. The transcript is spliced from 9 exons. Gene Ontology annotation, biological process: purine ribonucleoside salvage; GMP salvage; hypoxanthine metabolic process. Bases 84 to 740 code for a protein of 218 amino acids. NCBI's taxonomy places the organism in Eukaryota, Metazoa, Chordata, Aves, Apodiformes, Trochilidae.